This is a messenger RNA of Cercocebus atys (sooty mangabey), 3204 nucleotides long. RefSeq names its product bleomycin hydrolase (gene BLMH). NCBI's taxonomy places the organism in Eukaryota, Metazoa, Chordata, Mammalia, Primates, Cercopithecidae. Gene Ontology annotation, cellular component: cytoplasm. Bases 2066 to 2386 code for a protein of 106 amino acids. The transcript is spliced from 2 exons. Gene Ontology annotation, biological process: proteolysis; response to toxic substance; L-homocysteine catabolic process. Gene Ontology annotation, molecular function: cysteine-type aminopeptidase activity. The record is from RefSeq and is a predicted model, not a curated record.
AGAGUUCUCAGACACUUUAGAAAAUAAAACUGUCAAUAGCAAGCAAACACAUAAAAGGAGAAAAGACUCAAAUUGGAUCCAAGAAGAAAGUUAGUAAUUAUGUAUACCAGAUAUUGAUUAGGAUAUAAGGAAAUUUAAUACAGUGAAGCAUUGCUUAAGACAGGGAUCUUUUCUGAGAAAUGCAUCAUUAGGUGAUUUUGUCAUUGUGUGGACAUCAUGGAUUGUACUUAGACAAACCUUGAUGGUGUAGCCCAUUGCCCCUAAGCUACAAACCUGUACAGCAUGUUACUAUACUGAAUACUCUAGGUAGUUGUAACAUGGUGCUAAGUGUUAUUUGUGUAUCUAAACAUAGAAAAGGUACAGCAAAAAUACCUUAUUAUAAUAUUAUAGAACCACUAUCAUAUAUGUAGUUCAUUGCUGACCAAAAUGUCACUACGCAGUGCAUGAAUGUAGAUGAUUAAGGGUGUGCACAAAGAUUUACCUACAGAAAUGUUUAUAACAGUAUUGUUUCUAAGCAUGAAAAAACAGUCUGGAUUCCAACAAUAGGGGACUGAUUAAAUGUGUUUUGAUUUAAUCAUGUAGAUUCAGUACUUAAAAAUUAUGAUGUAGAUAGAUGUAUUUCAUUAUCAAUAAGGAAAGAGAUUAAUUGGAAAACAGUAUGUGUAUUACUUUGUAAUACAAGGCCACCAUGUAAGAUGUCUCAUUUUUAUGAAAUUUAUAGCUUCUAGUACAUAUAGAAACUUUAUCAAGGAUACAUGUAAAAUUUGACAGAGCUUGAGCAUGUGUCCCAAGGUGGUGGGAUUGUAGGCAGUUUAAAAAUUAUUUGUCUUCUCUUUCUCCUCCUUUCAUGUUUCCAGAAUUUUUUAUGAUGAGUCUUUGGGUAAUUUUUAAGGAGUUAAAAAGCAGUGUAACAUUUCAGAAAUUUUGGAGAGAAAAUCUCCUAUCCCAUGGCAUAAAAUUCUCAAGUUUUAUUGCUGUUCAUGGUUUUUUUUUCUCAUGUACAUCUAUAUUUGUAACGUAGUUGUAAUUAUACAGGAUAUGCCACUUUAUUUUUAUUACCUAAACGUUUUUUCAUGUUGCUACACAGUCUUUACAACUUCAUUAUAAAGUGAUUCCUGUUCUGUGAGGUGGUUUCUCCCCGGUGAUUGGGAAGCUUGAAAUAGAAGACAAGUGCCAGUGAGACGUCUGCUUUCCUUUCUGGGAGCCUUGUUUCAACCUUGAGUUCCGACCGCCAGGUGAAAGAUUGGCAGUGACUGAAUGAAGGGUUGGUGGUCCAGCUGCUUAGUUUCAUGCUGCCAGACAGACCGUUAGAGCAGAACAGAUACCUUCAUUUUGUCACAACUUUUUUAAAAAUGGCAAAAAAUAACAGCCACAUAUAGUUUGUUAGUGAGGUGAAAUACCUCAUAGAACAAGACAACAAAGAAUAUAAAAUAUUUCUAAUAUGUUAAAAUAUAAAUAUUUUAUAUUCUUUGUAUUCUUUAGUCUGAAAGGCUUAAAUCUUACAUCUCUGGUGGAAUUUCAGAAAAAAAAAAAAAUUGUUUUCUUAGGUAAAGCGUCUUUUUUCUCUUAAACUAGCCCAUGUGAAACUCUUCUGUUUCUGAAUGAAUUUCACCUAACCUGUCUACAGCUAUAUUCACAGACACUGUUUUUCCCUUUACAGACUGACCCUACCCCUUCUGUUACAAAACACAGAAACAUUGCCAGUGUUUUUUGAUUGGUUGGUUGGUUGGUUGGUUGGUUUGAGGUGUUUUGUUUUGAGGACUGUUCACUUUUCUUUCUUUCUCAUUGCAUGUAAACAAGACAUUAAAGUUUAAACAAAAUUUAAUUUCACCUUAGUUCCUAAAGCUGACUUUCUUUAUCUAUUUAUCUAUUUGUUUCCCUCAGUGUAACCUUGGGAUCCCUGGAGCAGGUUUUUAUUUUGUUUUCUUUUCUUUUUCCCUUGGAAUGCUUGUGUCUCAUGGCCAGUGGGCCUAAGGGUUAGGAACCGUACCUUUCCACAAAUGAAAAGUGCCACCCGAAUCCUGCCUGAGCCAGUGCUUUGCUGCUUCCUACACAGAUUUCAGACAUGCUGAUCCUAAUCUUCUCAGUCAAACUCCAAGACACACAGUGUCAACAGUUACGGCAGCCGCAAGUUCAUUAUCUACAUAGGGCGCAAUUACUUGGCAGCUACCUAGACUGUGAGGAUUUUGUGGGUCCCCAAAGAACUCAUAUCCUGAAGAGAGAGACUAAUCAAGGUUACCUGUGCAUGACAGAUGAGUGGUUCUCUGAGUAUGUCUACGAAGUGGUGGUGGACAGGAAGCAUGUCCCUGAAGAGGUGCUAGCUGUGUUAGAGCAGGAACCCAUUGUCCUGCCAGCGUGGGACCCCAUGGGAGCUUUGGCUGAGUGAUACUGCCUCCAGCUCUUUCCUCCUUCCAUGGAACCUGACGUAGCUGCAAAGGACAGAUCCAGGGACUGAAGCCAAAGUUAUGCAAGGGACUAUGUGUUGCCACAGGACACAGUCAGAUUUCCAGUCUCCACCAGGAACCUCUUUGGGAAGUGUGGUUUAUGCUGAAACAGAAUACUCUUAAAGAAAAAAAGGAGGGGGAAAGAUCAGGUCAUACUCUCUACUCUCCUCAUCUCUUAACAGCUCAGGAUCUCUUAGCAUUUUAAUCAGAUGUAAUUGUUUGUCUUUGACUGUCAAAAAGUUUGGUUCUGUGUCUGUGUUUUAAUAAGACAAGAGAGGAUGAGCGAUUGAGGUGUAUGGAGAGAAAACAGACCUAAUGCUCCUUGUUCCUAGAGUAGAGUGGAGGGAAGGUGGCCUAAGAAUUGAGCUCUCGGAACUGCAUGCUGCUGGACAGUAUCACUGUCUUUCUUAGAUGGCAGUCACUGAAUUCCAUUUUUUUCAAGGUAAUUUCUGGUGCCUCUAAUAGCCCAGAAAUGGGAGGUUGAUCGGGUCUGACAUGAUUCCUUCCUGUUCUGAACUGUGGGGUGCACAUCUCUGCUUGAGUCAAGUUUGAGUAGAGGCUUAGAGACAGUUGGGUGAGAACAACCAAAAUCUUAUCAUGGUCUCAGUUACAAUCAUUAGGGGGAGCUCUAGCCAAAUGGUUUAACUUCUGCCUUUGGAACUGGGGAUUGGGUGGGCAGGAAAAGGUGAUAUCCAUUCUUUCUGAUAACUAGAUGGUGCUGAGAAGCUUUUGAAUAAAAACUUUGCUAAAUGAAAAUAAG